CCGUUCUCCGUGGAUGCAGCGGUGUCUAUGAGCGGAUUUUAGAAUCUUUAGUGUUUCGACAAUAAAGUGCAACAGAUGAGUGACAAGGUGCCCGGACUUAGCCAAGUUUAUCGGCGCUGUGCGCCAGCCGGCUUUGGCAUGGGUGGGCGUAGAAUAAUCAAAGCUGCGGCCUUCCUGAUAGCUUUAGGAUACAGCAGUUUGCUUGUUUAUCAGGGCGGUGUGAAUUUUAACUUCCAAGAAAGUCGGUCAGUGCAAGUGGCUGAUUUAUCUAUUGAACCUGUGACAAAAACCACUAUUUUGGACAGUGGUCAAAAUAAAAAUAUAACUUUGGAUGAUAUUUUUAUAAGUGUUAAAACGACAAAACACUACCAAAAUACAAGAUUGCCGAUAUUAUUGAAGACAUGGUUCCAGUUGGCAAAGGAGCAGACAUGGUUCUUCACAGACAUAGACAACCAACUUCUACAAAAUCAAACAAACGGUCACAUGGUAAACACGAAGUGUUCGGCGUCGCAUCAGCGAAAACACCUCUGUUGCAAAAUGUCCGUCGAAUAUGACCGUUUUCUGGAAAGCGGUAAAAAGUGGUUCUGUCAUUUUGAUGAUGACAACUACGUGAACAUUCCUCGAUUGGUCAGCGUACUACAGACAUAUAAUCAUCACGAAGAUUGGUAUCUCGGUAGAACGUCUGUGUAUGAACCUGUAAAAAUAUACAAGAAGCCUACUAGUAAGUUAUUAUUUUCAUUUUGGUUUGCGACCGGCGGAGCUGGUUUUUGUAUCAGCAGAAGUUUAGCUUUAAAGAUGUUGCCAGUGGCAAGUGGGGGAAGAUUCAUCAGCAUCUGCGAAGGUAUUCGAUUGCCAGAUGAUGUGUCCAUGGGAUUUAUUAUAGAACAUCUCAUGAAGAAAAAUUUAACUCGAGUGUCAGAGUUCCAUUCUCACUUGGAGCAAAUGAAACUUUUGAUGCCGGAAACUUUCCGGGAUCAAAUAUCAUUCAGUUACUCAAAGUCAAAGAACGGUUGGAACGUCAUAAACGUUCCAGGUUUCGACGCAAGAUAUGAUCCCACUAGAUUUCUUUCGCUGCAUUGUUAUCUCUUUCCGCAUUUCAAAUUUUGUCCUAGGUAAUACCAAACCAAGAACAUAGAUAUAUAUUUAUAAUAGAAUUUUAUCUACAUCGUACAUUUUAUUUUAACAUUCCUAUACAUAGUUUAAAUAUUUACAAAACGAUUUUCGUAUAUAUUACGGUGCAAUAACCAUUAUUUCAAAAUUCAUAUAAUAUAAUAAACGAAUGAAAUGUUAUCUGUUGUGAAUAUUAUCUAGAUUGUGAUAUUAAUUUAACAAUCUUAAAAUUAAAUAAUAAUAUUGUAAAAAUUAUAAUUUGGUUAUUAAAUGUGAAAAUAUAUAAUGUUUAAUAUUUAAGUAUUCUUGUCAUCAGUGGAGCUAUUCUGGAAGUCGAAAGUCGUAACUUAUCUUGAGACACUAUCGUUAAAUGUCAAAAGAUGAUAUGGGACAUUGACAAUUAUUUAAUUUAAAGUAUACAAAUAAAGUAUCACAUUAAGUUGGUUAUCAACAUUUCAAGAGAAACGAAGCGAGUUCUUACAGAAUAGCUUUGACGUGUGUUCUAUAGAAGCACAAGCUUGAUCAUUAUCACGAUUUAUUUUACCGAGCUAAGUGUUCAAAUGGGACACGUGUUUUAAAACGAAAGAUUGAGGCAUAUAUCUG
This is a messenger RNA of Vanessa tameamea, 1713 nucleotides long. RefSeq names its product fringe glycosyltransferase (gene Fng). Gene Ontology annotation, cellular component: membrane. The record is from RefSeq and is a predicted model, not a curated record. Gene Ontology annotation, molecular function: O-fucosylpeptide 3-beta-N-acetylglucosaminyltransferase activity. NCBI's taxonomy places the organism in Eukaryota, Metazoa, Arthropoda, Insecta, Lepidoptera, Nymphalidae. Gene Ontology annotation, biological process: regulation of Notch signaling pathway.